AUGGCGAAAGCUAUACCACAAUCAUUUCCAAACACUGUCCACAAGCUAUGCCGUUGGCACAUCAUGAAGAAGUACAGGGAAUACCUCGCGUUGCUGUACAAAAAGUAUAAAUCAUUCAAAGAGGAGUUCACAGCUAUAUUAAACUGGCCGUUGAUGCCAACGGAGUUUGAAGAUGCCUGGGCUGAACUCGUGCACAACUACAACCUGGAGAACGACCAGAUGAUGAUGCAGCUCUGGAGUGAUAGGAAGAUGUGGAUUUCAGCAUAUUACAAGAACAUUUUCUGUGCUAGAAUGACUUCCACACAACGAAGCGAGAGUAUGAACCACGUGCUAAAGAAAGGGUUUGUCAAGGGGACCCAGAACCUACACAAGUUUGCUAGGCGGGUCAAUGCUUGCACCAAUCCUGUGACAAAAACAACUUACGGCUACGAGGAAGACAUGUCUAUCAAGUACACGAGAGCCGUGUACACCGAGAUGAGGAAUAGGAUGAGAACGGCCACGCUAUUUCGCGCAAAGCGUACAGCAGAGCCCACUAAGUACCUUGUGUACUACCACAACAAGCCUGGCCAUGAUGAUGAAGAAAGAUUUUCCUGGUCAAAGCAUGAAUUCCAGGUUGUAGCUGACCCAGAGAAUGAAAUAUACGAGUGUGAAUGCAAGCUCUGGACACACACAGGCCAGUUCUGCCUUCACAUCAUGAACAUACUAGACUACCUCAAGCCUUACAAAUUUCCAAACAAGUAUAUCCUCAAACGGUACACAAAGACUGCAAAAUCACAACCAACCUUUGAUACAAGGGACUACAACACAACCGCAUCGGAUGGCAGCUCAAGGCUAUCGAAGCAAGACAUCUUGCUGCAGCUGAAUUUGAUGGUUAACAAGAAAGCGAUGAGAUGUGACCAGCAAUACGACAGAGCCUACUAUGUUCUCAAGAGGCUCGUGGAAGAGCUUGAUGCAAUACAUUCAGCAAAUCAAGCGGAUGCUGACGAAAGGAUGGCUGAAGAGGACGCUGAAAUUGAAGAUGACCUUCAUUAUUAUGCAGCUGAAAUGCUCAACGCCGCCGCUGAAGCCAACCAAUGCAAGCAGGGUGAUGGCCAAUCAAUGGAGCAGUGA
Molecule: messenger RNA, 1110 nt
Organism: Aegilops tauschii subsp. strangulata
Lineage: Eukaryota; Viridiplantae; Streptophyta; Magnoliopsida; Poales; Poaceae
Product: protein FAR1-RELATED SEQUENCE 5-like
Biological process (GO): regulation of DNA-templated transcription
Molecular function (GO): zinc ion binding
Source: RefSeq, a predicted model, not a curated record